AUAAAACAAAAUUAAUUCACUGGAAAUGACGCGAUUGAUCGGAUAUUCGACAUAUUUACCUUCGCUAGGUUAUGUUUUGUCUUGCAAUAGAUAAUCGUUUAUUUGUUUAUGCUUUGUACAUUUGAAUCAGAUUUUAACACAAAAUCCGUUUAGAUAACUUCGUCUUCCAUAUUCAAGAGUGCAUAGUGACUUUUUACUGCAAGUUAGAAAGCAAUACGGGUCGAGUGCCGAUUAUGUCGGACGACAACUCAUCCUGAGCAGUGACAGAUUUUUCUUUUAUUUUGUAUCACUCGGGAAUGUUUGCGUCAAAUAAUCUCUCCCUUAUUCCCAGUGACGAUCUGCUAAAUUAUGACAUAGGGGAAGACAUUGAUGAACAGGUCCUGCUGGCUGCCGACGAAGACGACCUCCUGUUGUCAGAUGAAGCAGAAAUCGAUGAACAGAAAGCAAUACUGAAGGACGAGGCUGAGCAAUGGGUGAAUUCGAAGCUGAAAGGAGGAAAGCCACAGAAACCGACUGGAGCGGAUGACAAAAAAGUCGAAGAAGUUGUCACCACAUCUACGUCAUGCACACAUGAGAUAAGCAAAGAUCGGGAUAAAGUAGUCACUGCGGCGGAGUCGGAUGUUUCCACCAGUGAGGAGUCGCCAGCGAAAAAACAUCCGAUCGACGAGGAGCCAGUUGGCGCGAGUUCCUGUGUGCAACCGUCGAAAAACGACGAAGUGUCGUCAACAAACAAAGAAAUUGAGGAUCAGACGGUUUCGCAGACGUCUGAAGCAAAGAGUGAAAAUAUUGUAGAUUUACCCAACACGAAAGAUGAGGAUAAAAGUGCAGCAGUCUUACCAGGCACUUCAGAGAACGAUCAGUCGUCCGACCCGCGUGAGGAUCCCGACGAAGAGCGCGGGGAGCGGACGAAUAUAAAGUUGAGUGCGGAACGGGAUGACCAAGGCGAAAAUUCAUCAGAGAAAGUACAACCUGGACGGUUCCCGUCAAAACGUGGCCGAGGCGGUUUAACCAUACGAGGAGGGCAUUUUCCCGGUUCCCGACCCCCCGUAAGAUAUCCCCACCUCAAUUACCCCCCAUAUCCACAUCAUCAUAAUGAAAAUGUAAACCCUCAGAUGGCCGCUUCGGCUGGCCAAUACCCCACUCCAUAUGGACCAAUGGAUCAGCAAAUGGGUGGCGUUCGGCAGCCAGCACCAUACGGCGCCUGCAAUCCUAUGCCACCUCGUAUGGAUUACCGACCACUUGUCCCGAAUUUCCGGCCCCAGACCCCAAACGAAUUCAGUAUGUAUCGCGGCAUGCGACCUGAUUACAUAAACGGCGUCCAAUACGGUAAUUUUGGUCCUCACGGUAUGCGGCCAAUGUAUCGACCUGACAAUGCAGUACAGCUGCCGCCACAUAUGAGACAACGACUUCCACUACAGCGGCCACCAACUGGACCACCGCCCGGCCAAGGGAAUUUCAUUCCUCAGCAACACCCCCCAAUGGGACCAGGAGGUGGUCAACAUGGAGGCGCUUUGAAUCCUGCUGGAGGAGUCGGUGCGGGUCACUCACUUUCAGCACCGAUGACAGGUCAUCCCGGAUCUGGAGUGGGCUCUGCCGUUCUACCUAGGAAGGUUUUAAUCAAUCCGAAUUUCAAAGGCGGCGUGGAGGCCGCAACAAGUCAACUUAUGAAGGAUACGCAAUUUAUUCAGGCAAUCAGCAGCCACGUAUCACAUUUGCAGAGUGACGAGGAACUUCUUCGGCAGCAGGAGGAGUUCAUUAAUAAAAAUCGCAUUCAUAUUGAGAAAAGACGUUAUGAAAGAUCGCCAGAAAGAAACCGUAGUAGAGAACGAAGUUAUUCUCCUCCUCGUCGGGGGGAUAGGGACAGGCGCGCUGAUAGUAGGGAAAGGCGAGCAGGGUCACGUGGGCGUACCAGGCGUUGUGGCAGUAGAGAGUUUGAAUCCAGAAAUCCCCCGAAAAGGAGGCGCAGUGAUAGCUUUGAAAGGCGCAGAGAAAAAGACAAGGAUCGAAUUGAGGAGGAAGAUGAAGAAACACGAGCUUAUCGAUUGGAGAUAGAAAAACAGAAGGCAAUGCGGGAAAAAAUACUUAAGGAUAAAGAAAUGCGAAGACGGAAAGCGGCUGAAGGAAAAUUGAAUGAGGAAAAGGUAACAGAGGAACCGCCAGCAAAACUCAAACCAAUUAUAGUAACAGAGAGUAAAAUUAUAUCCUUGAAAAAGAAACCAAAAACAAAUGAUGAAAACGAGAAACAGCAACCGCAGCAACAACAAGUAAUCGCGUCGCAAAAACCGAAACCAAUACAGAGAACUAUACCGACAGCUAAGAUUCUUCCAGAAGCGAUAAAGAAAAUAACGGAUCAUACUAGCAAGGAAUCAAUAGUACAUCCAACAACGACGGCGUCGAGUUCUGGAUCUGCGACGCUAGCUGUUAUCAAACCUGUUGUGAAAAAGACAACCAAGAAGCCACAAUUGGAUGUCAAGAGUGCCAUAUUGGAUGAAGAUGAAUUAUUGGAGGAAGAACUGUUAGCAGAUACCCCAUCACCGCCUGCGUCUCCCAAAUCGCUAUCUCCAAUAGACCCAUUCUCUGACGCACCAACACGUGGUGGUAGCGCAUUUAUUUCAUCAAAUCGUCGAGUUAUAUUGAAAUCGUCAAAGGAUUCAAAUCGACCGUCAUCUGACUGCAACACGUCGACUACUGAACAAACAAAGAAGGGAAUUUUUGAUCGUUUAGAAAAACGUAAGAUUAUGGUUAAAAAUGCUGAGUGACUUAAUAGGGACGAUAACAAAAACAGUUUCUUCGACAUCAUUUGUGAUUGAACGUCUUGCUUCCUGCUUGUACAUCUUGAUGGAACCCAAGCUGGAUGAUCGCUGUUUCAUGAGAGUAAACAUUUGACACUGUUAACUUCCUUCGUGCCGUAUAAGUACAAUUAUUUUCUUUAUCUUAUAGAAAUAGGCUUCACAGAACAUGUCCUGUGCCAGUUCGUUUCAAUUGCAUCCUCAAAAGUAAUACUUUAUCCGAUUUGUUAUACCAAUACUCUGGCCCAUGCAUUUGUCCAAGCACCAGACAAUGUGAACCAAACAUAUUUUUAGGACGAUUUUCUUUGUAACGGCAAUUAUAAUGCUUUAACAUAAUUUUAAUGAGAUUCUGAUUCUAUUAUUAUCCUAGUAUUUAAUUUCAAGUUGAUUGGUUUAUUUUGUAAAGUGAGAAUGGGAAUAAAAUCGAAUUAAUUUAGGGAGCACCAACUCCGACCAAAAAUAGCAUGCAUUAUAUUUUUAUAUGAAACUUUCCUCAUAUUAAAAGUAAUAUUUGUAACGUUUUAAUCGAACAAUGAUGAUAAAUAUUGUAAACAAAGACGAAGGACGAUACUAAUUUCAAUUAUCUUGUUAUGGUUGCAGUGAUGAAAAGUGUAUUUUUGAACCUCUACUUGUUUUUGCCAGAAAUCAUUUAUAAGAUCACACAAAAGUUGUGUUUGUAUUAAUGUGUUCUUUCCGUUUCCUUUGCAGUAAUUGUAAAAAUGAUUGAGAAUGACAACGGUUAUGUUAAAAUAAUUGAAAUAUAUGUAAGUUAACUGUUUCCUUUGUUUAUUUAGUGACAGGGUACAUGUUUGUAUCAUUUUACACUAUUUGAUUUCUUAGUUUAUAGGCAAAAUAAACUGAAAGCUGAAUAUUACAAUGUGUUUGUGUGCGUAUUUAAUAUUGAUAAUUUAUAUUUAAAAUUGAUAGAGAUUGCAAGAUAUUUGAGUAAGGAAUAGAUUUAAGAUAGUUGCGUUUUGCUUGGACAUCGAUUAUGAAGUUUAAAUGAAAUGUGAAUGCCGUACCUUUUUGGAAAUAAUGUGAAAUGGCCAGCAAUUGGCCGCAACUUUAACACAAAAAUUGUUUUAUAAAUUUCGAAAGACUUCAACGUGGUUCAAAAGUAUCAGCAAGAGGGAUGAUUAGAUUAAAGUGAUAAUAACCCUUAAAUACAAUAUUAUAAGUUAUUUAAUCCUUUUUGUUUGAAAUUUAUCAUUGAAGCGUGUGAACAACACCCCAUUUCUGGGAAUAAUGAAUUUAUUGUAACGAACUUCUAGCUUAUAACAAAUUACAGUGAAAAAUGAAAUUAGAUGGGACAAAUUGAACCUAAAAUAUGAACAGCAACAACUAGAUAAACUUACAAUACAAAAAUGACUAGAUUUAACGAGAUGUAGGCAUAAGAUAAAUUCUAAUUAUAUAAAGCCCGAAUAAUAUUAUAAGUAUUUGUUAAACUCUUAGUAUCAUCUACAGUGACUAUGUAAAUCAUUAUAAAAAUAUAUUCCCUAUAUGUGUAUAUUAGAAAAUUAGUUUCAUGUUUUCGUCAUAAACGGACUUUGGCUAAUAUAACACAAACAAACUGAACUUAAUUGUGAUAUUCCUAUCAUUAUUUCGUAUCCAUAUUUUCAUUUCUUUAUAUAUUUUAUUUUUUUUUAAGAGACAGUUUUAGUUACAAAAAUACAAAUUGAAUCCAACACGAUACAAGUGAUACAUAAAAAAGAAAACAAUCAUGACUGAGUGCGAAUGAUUGAUCGAUAAAAAAGACAAAAAAAAACACUAGAAAACAGAAAAUAAAAUAAUUUAAUUGAAA
Messenger RNA from Hermetia illucens (black soldier fly), 4590 nucleotides. RefSeq names its product RNA-binding protein 33. The transcript has 7 exons. The coding region runs from base 297 to 2759 and encodes 820 amino acids. Gene Ontology annotation, molecular function: RNA binding. The record is from RefSeq and is a predicted model, not a curated record. Lineage: Eukaryota; Metazoa; Arthropoda; Insecta; Diptera; Stratiomyidae.